Molecule: messenger RNA, 1209 nt
Organism: Babesia bigemina
Lineage: Eukaryota; Apicomplexa; Aconoidasida; Piroplasmida; Babesiidae
Product: DNA-directed RNA polymerase II, putative
Exons: 1
Coding region: 1-1209 (402 amino acids)
Biological process (GO): DNA-templated transcription
Cellular component (GO): RNA polymerase II, core complex
Molecular function (GO): DNA binding; DNA-directed RNA polymerase activity; protein dimerization activity
Source: RefSeq, a predicted model, not a curated record
AUGGAGUGGACAACGCGGAAUCUCAGGCCCUCGAUAGACAUCGUCAGCCUCACCAGCAGCAAGAUGGUGUUCAUAUUGCUCAACGCGGACGUCGCGACGGCGAACGCGAUGCGGCGGAUCAUGCUCAGCGAAAUACCGACGCUCGCCAUUGAGGUGGUGACGAUACUGGAGAACACGUCGGUGUUGCACGACGAGUACCUCGCCCACCGACUCGGCCUGCUGCCCAUCGACUCCAGGAACGCUCGCAGCUUCGAGUACAGAGACAAGUGCAACUGCAGCGACAAAUGCUCCCGGUGCACUGUGGAGUACUCGCUGGACGUCAAGUGCCAGGGCGAGUCGCGGGUCGUCACGCACUACGACAUCAAGCUGGACAGCUGGGACAACGCGCGUGGCGCCGCAGCGGCGCCCAUGCCCGUACCUAGGCCCAGCGUGGACACGUUGGCCGGCACAUACGGCAACACCUCGUACGCAGCGAUGGACGGGUCGAUGGAAAACAAUGCCAAUGCCUCAGCGCACUGGAUGGAGGCGCCCACCGAGAGCGCGCAGUCGGCCGUCGGCGGGGCGGCGUCCUCCGGAGCAGCGUACCACGGCAGCGCGUACGACCAGCCACGCACCAAGGAUUUCGAGGAUGCAGCCGCGCCCACAGGGGGAAUACCCAUAGUCAAACUCAAGCGCGGCCAGGCGAUCAGCAUGAAGAUGACGGCGACCAAGGGGAUGGGCAAGUUCCACGCUAAGUGGAUGGUCGCCAACGUCGCGUACAAAAUGGAACCGAUCAUCACCAUCAACAAGCAUGAGGCGGAGAAGCUCACGCUGGAGGACAAGACGCUCAUCGUGAACAGCUGCCCGCGCAAGGUGUUCAAGCUCAGCAGCCCGAAGAGCAUGUUCUCGAGCACCACCAAGUCCGAGCUGGUUGUCGAGAACCUCCUCGACUGCAUCUACUGCGAUGAGUGCCUCAAUCAGGCCCGCGAAAUGGGCGUGAGGGACCUGAUACGCAUCCAGCCCGACGAGACCAAGUUCCACUUCACCGUGGAAUCCAACGGCGCCAUACAGCCGGAAAAAAUUCUGGAGAUCUGCCUGAUCACGCUGGAGGAAAAGCUGGCGGGGCUGCAGCAGCACUUUUUGGAGGCGCAGGCGCGCAGCCUUGGCACGAAGUCGCAGUCGACGGGCAGGCCGGGGGCGCCGCAGCCGAGGGGGAUCGACCUCGACUGA